AUACAAAUUUCUCGUGGUCGUUGAAGGUUGUUGCUAGUGCGCGCUAAAGAAAAGCAAAAGAAAGAAAAUAAAAGCAAAAGGCAAAAAAUUGAGAAACAAAAAUUCAAAUUGAUUUUGAGCAACACUCAACAAUAAACACGCUGGAUUAAAGUGUUUUUUGUUGAUCAAAGUUAAACAAAUACAAGUUCCCAAAAAAACGCAACGACAACUCAAGCAAAAACAAAAAAAAAGUGCGUGUCAAGUGAAAGAAAAGUUCAACAACAACCAAAUAAAAAAAAAACAACACUUUUUUGUGUUGAACAACAAAAUCAAAUAGAACAUUCCUCGCAAAAGUUAAACGGCAACGACCGUGUAAAAAGCCGCCAAAAUUCUACUCAAGGAGCGUAAAGCGAUCAUUUCGAAAAUGAAAUCAUUGACGGCCGUUUGUCAAACAGCAGGUGGCGCUACCUCCAUGCCGGCCAUGAAUCCAAAUGGACGCAUUGCGCGUCAUCCGCCGCAUCGCGGCGACGGCGAAAAUGCCGAAAUGAAAAUGUAUCUCUCCAAACUGAAAGAUCUGGUGCCGUUUAUGCCCAAAAAUCGCAAGCUCUCCAAACUCGAGAUCAUCCAACAUGUGAUCGAUUACAUCUGCGAUCUGCAAACCGAGCUCGAAACACAUCCCGAAAUAAAUAAUUUCGAUGCGGCCGCUGCCCUCAGUGGCGUCGCAGCCGCUGCAGCCGCCGGCAGCGUUGAUGAUGAGGACAGCGAAAUGGAUGAAUUGGAUGAGAUGGAAAUGAAUAUGGAUGGCGAUGUGCUCGCCAUGCGUUUGGCUGCCGAACAACAGCAACAGGAGCAGCUGGCGAAAAUCUCUAGUCCCGCUGCAGCAGCGACGCGUCUGCCGCUGAUCGAUCGUCAGAGCCCCAACACAAUUCUGCCCGCCGUAGCAGCAGCAGCAUCGGCAGCAGCCACCAGCGCAGCACAAACAACAACAACAGCAGCAGCAGCAACAGCGGCGCCAGUUCAACAAUCGUCCGAAAGCUUAACGACGCAAAACAGCGGCGAAAAGGACAGCAGGCAAUCGUAAAGCAGCUGAAUGAAUAUAAGAAGAAACAGAAUUAGGAGGGGCAAGAACUACAACUAAAACUAAAUACACACACAUUUAAAAGAUACACACACACACAUAUGAAUAGUGUAGUACAGUCAACUCUCCACUCAAAUAACUCAAACUCGUGUGAAGAUCUCCGCAAUAAGAAAGCAAAAAUCAAUUAAAAUACUUACAACUUACAUGCAUACAUACAAUACAUAGGCAAGGUAGCCACGCCCCCACAGUGGGGCACAGUGGGUGCCAAAGCAUUUCACACCAAUACAUUGAAAGAGUUUAGUUCUAAAUAAAUAACAAGCAAACCUAACUAAGUAGAUAUAAAAAAAAGAAAAACAUUGUAAGCACUUAACAUUAUUAUUAUUAACUUGUAACUUUAAACGUUUAACAAUUAACUAAUAGCAGCAGAUAACUACGAAGUUAAUGAAGAUGAAGAUGAAAAAC
Messenger RNA from Drosophila sulfurigaster albostrigata, 1519 nucleotides. RefSeq names its product protein extra-macrochaetae (gene emc). The transcript is spliced from 2 exons. Gene Ontology annotation, biological process: negative regulation of transcription by RNA polymerase II; cell differentiation; circadian regulation of gene expression. Gene Ontology annotation, cellular component: cytoplasm; nucleus. NCBI's taxonomy places the organism in Eukaryota, Metazoa, Arthropoda, Insecta, Diptera, Drosophilidae. The record is from RefSeq and is a predicted model, not a curated record. The coding region runs from base 404 to 1060 and encodes 218 amino acids. Gene Ontology annotation, molecular function: protein dimerization activity; transcription regulator activity.